Dufourea novaeangliae is the source of this 3933-nucleotide messenger RNA. It is a transcript of the gene fliI, whose product is annotated as protein flightless-1. Gene Ontology annotation, cellular component: cytoplasm; nucleus; actin cytoskeleton. The transcript is spliced from 23 exons. Gene Ontology annotation, molecular function: actin filament binding; phosphatidylinositol-4,5-bisphosphate binding. NCBI's taxonomy places the organism in Eukaryota, Metazoa, Arthropoda, Insecta, Hymenoptera, Halictidae. The record is from RefSeq and is a predicted model, not a curated record. Bases 100 to 3825 code for a protein of 1241 amino acids. Gene Ontology annotation, biological process: barbed-end actin filament capping; actin filament severing; actin polymerization or depolymerization.
AUUGUUGUCCAUGACAAAUAUACAUACACAUUGCAGAGAUAGAUGUAUGACUGUUAUAAAUAUAAGAGGAAGUAAAUACCUAUCACACCCACUGACGAAAUGGCGAAUACAGGAGUAUUACCGUUUGUACGCGGUGUAGAUUUCAGCAGCAAUGAUUUCGGAGUAAGCGGUGGCAAAUUUCCGGAAUCUGUUCGGCUCAUGACCGGAAUACAAUGGCUGAAAUUAGACAAGACAAACCUGAUGGAAAUCCCAGAAGAAAUGGGCAAACUGUUGAAAUUGGAACAUCUUUCACUGGUUAAAAACAAACUGGAACGUUUGUACGGAGAACUUACGGAGCUUGGUUGCCUCAGAACUCUAAACAUCAGACGUAAUAAUAUUAAAUCGAGUGGUAUACCGGCGGAAUUAUUUCAUCUGGAAGAGCUUACCACAUUGGAUUUGAGUUAUAACAAUUUAAAGGAAGUCCCGGAAGGACUCGAACGAACCCGUUCUCUGUUAAAUCUCAAUUUAAGUCACAAUCACAUAGACACGAUUCCCAACACGCUGUUCAUUCACUUGACUGAUCUGCUGUUUCUAGAUCUCAGUGAUAAUAAACUGGAGACACUGCCACCGCAAACUCGUCGUUUGGCCAAUUUACAAACAUUGAACUUGAACCACAAUCCAUUGGGACACUUUCAAUUGAGGCAACUGCCAUCGUUGAUGAAUUUAACGACCCUACAGAUGCGCGAUACGCAACGAACGUUAAACAAUAUCCCCUCGAGUUUGGAGACUCUCACUAAUCUUCAGGAACUUGAUUUAUCGCAGAAUAACUUGCCUCGGGUACCGGAUGCCCUUUAUUCCCUGUUGAAUUUGCGCCGCUUAAAUUUAAGUGAUAAUCAAAUAACUGAAUUGUCGACAGCUAUCGAACUUUGGACUAAGCUGGAAACGUUGAACAUAUGCCGUAAUAAGUUAACCGCGAUACCUGCUUCAUUGUGUAAAAUCGUUACACUCCGAAGAUUAUACUUGAACGAUAAUCAGUUGGAUUUCGAAGGUAUUCCUUCAGGGAUUGGCAAGUUGUCAGCUUUACAAGUAUUUUCCGCAGCCAAUAAUCAUUUAGAGAUGAUACCAGAAGGCUUAUGCAGAUGCGGGUCCUUGAAGAAACUGAUAUUGUCGUCCAAUCGAUUAAUUACCGUGCCGGAUGCUAUCCAUUUGCUUACCGAUUUGGAACAACUAGACUUAAGGGAUAAUCCCAAUUUAGUAAUGCCACCGAAACCAACCGAGGUACAAAAAGGCUCAGGCAUCGAAUUUUAUAACAUUGAUUUUUCUCUGCAACAUCAACUGCGACUCGCUGGCGCCAAUGUACCAGCACCGACUCAAACCGCCAGUAGCAAAGAUCCGAUAGCUCGUAAAAUGAGACUUCGCAGAAGACGCGAUCAAGAGGAGGCAGACCAGGAUCAAGCUAAAAUAUUGAAGGGCAUGAAGGAUAUAGCGAAGGAAAAGAACAAGGACAAGGAAUGCGAAGAGUCUAAAGCAGAAUCAUUGAAACCUAAACGAUGGGACGAAACUCUGGAGAAACCGCCGUUAGAUUAUUCAGAAUUUUUCGACGAGGAUGCCGGUCAAGUACCUGGUCUGUCGGUAUGGGAGAUAGAAAACUUUUUGCCGAACGAAAUAGAAGAAGUGGCGCAUGGCAAGUUUUACGAAGGCGAUUGUUACAUCGUAUUGAAGACUGAAGUCGAUGAAACCGGUUCUUUGAUUUGGGCGAUCUACUUUUGGAUAGGGGAAAAGGCUACGUUGGAUAAAAGAGCUUGUGCCGCGAUCCAUGCUGUAAAUUUAAGAAAUUAUCUAGGCGCGCAAUGCCGUACAAUUAGAGAAGAACAAAGCGAGGAAUCCGAUGAAUUUUUAAUGUUAUUCGAAUCGGGCAUCACUUACAUCGAAGGAGGCCGUACCUCGUCUGGGUUUUAUACAGUUGAAGACACGCCGUUUAUGACAAGACUAUACAGAGUUCACGCCGCGGGUGCUUCGAUUCAUUUAGAACCUGUACCAGUGCGUUUCGAUUCCCUGGAUUCUGGUUUCGUAUUUGUCCUGGACACAGGCACCAAAAUCUUCAUGUGGUACGGCAAGAAUGCGAAAAGUACGUUAAAAUCGAAGGCACGAUUAAUGGCGGAAAAAGUGAAUAAAAACGAAAGGAAAAACAAAGCCGAAAUCGUAACGGAAAUUAUGAAUUCGGAGUCGGACGAAUUUCUGUCGCGAUUGAACGUGAAAGAUUCGUCGCAACUUUUACCGAUCGUUGAACAUGUAGAUCCAAAUUUUGUAGCCCUCACUCCUCGUCUGUAUCAAGUUCAACUUGGCAUGGGUUAUUUGGAAUUGCCUCAGGUCGAAGUACCUCAUGGAAAAUUAACAAAUACGCUCUUGAACAAUCGGAAUGUUUAUAUACUGGAUUGUCACUUGGAUGUUUACGUUUGGUUCGGUAAGAAAUCAACAAGAUUAGUGCGGGCAGCAGCCGUUAAAUUGUCGCAGGAAUUAUUUAACAUGAUAGAGCGACCGGAGUAUGCCAUGGUAACCAGAUUACAAGAAGGAACCGAGUCUCAGAUCUUCAAGUCUAAAUUUACCGGCUGGGAUGAAGUCAUAGCUGUCGAUUUCACUAGAACUGCCGAAUCAGUCGCUAAAACUGGUGCCGACCUUACGAAAUGGGCUAAACAACAGGAAACGAAGGCGGAUUUGGCCGCUCUUUUCAUGCCUAGACAGCCGCCGAUGUCGUAUUCCGAAGCUCAGCAACUUAUGUCCGAGUGGAACGAUGAUUUAGAACGCAUGGAACGAUUUGUAUUAGAAGGGAAAAAAUUUGUACGUUUGCCCGAAGAAGAAUUUGGGCAUUUUUAUAGCGGCGAUUGUUACGUUUUUCUAUGUCGUUAUUGGAUGCCGUUAGAUAUCGCUGAAAACGAGGACGGUGAAGAACAGUUCGAAGAAGAUUACCAAUGUACGGUAUAUUUCUGGCAGGGAAGAGACGCAGGAAACAUGGGAUGGCUAACGUUUACGUUCAGUUUACAGAAAAAAUUUAAAUUGCUAUUCGGAGAGAAUCUGGAGGUUGUAAGAACUCAUCAACAGCAAGAAAAUCUGAAGUUUUUGUCGUAUUUUAAAAGAAAAUUCAUUAUCCACCAUGGUAAGCGUAAACAACCUAAGCCAUCUGAUAGUAACAGGGUUGAGUUUUAUCACUUAAGGAGUAAUGGAAGUGCAUUGUGUACUAGGCUGAUACAAAUACCAGCUGAUUCAUCAUUGCUGAAUUCUUCUUUUUGUUAUAUUUUGAACGUACCGUUUAAUAACGCCGACGAAACAGGAAUCGUGUACGCGUGGAUUGGCUCUAAGGCGGACAGCGAUGAAGCGCGUCUGAUCGAAGAAAUCGCCGAAGAAAUGUUCAAUAAUCCAUGGAUAAGUCUUCAAGUUUUAAACGAAGGCGAAGAACCCGAUAACUUUUUUUGGGUAGCCCUUGGGGGGAAAAAGCCAUACGAUACUGAUGCGGAGUAUAUGAGCUACACUAGAUUAUUCAGGUGUUCAAAUGAAAAAGGAUACUUUACUAUUAGUGAGAAGUGCACUGAUUUUUGUCAAGAUGAUUUAGCAGACGACGAUAUUAUGAUCUUGGAUAAUGGUGAGCAAGUAUUUUUAUGGCUCGGUAGUAGAUGUUCGGAAGUAGAGAUCAAAUUGGCCUAUAAAUCUGCUCAGGUGUACAUUCAACAUUUGCGAGUAAAGCAACCAGACAGACCGCGCAAAUUGUUUCUUACCGCGAAAGGAAAAGAAUCGCGAAGAUUCGCCAAGUGUUUUCAUGGUUGGAGUUGUCAUAAAAGGCCGCUUCAAUAAAGUAGAUUUAUCAGAAUUUGGUUUUUCGAUAUCAUUUACAUCGAACGAAGGCCCAACGUUUUUAUCUAGGAUAACAAUAUAGCAUGGUUUUAUUAUAUUGUAUGCAUA